Messenger RNA from Fomitopsis serialis, 1518 nucleotides. RefSeq names its product cytochrome P450. The coding region runs from base 1 to 1518 and encodes 505 amino acids. The record is from RefSeq and is a predicted model, not a curated record. The transcript is spliced from 16 exons. NCBI's taxonomy places the organism in Eukaryota, Fungi, Basidiomycota, Agaricomycetes, Polyporales, Fomitopsidaceae. Gene Ontology annotation, molecular function: monooxygenase activity; iron ion binding; oxidoreductase activity, acting on paired donors, with incorporation or reduction of molecular oxygen.
AUGCUGUCGCUCACGCCAGGACUGCGCCUACUUCUCCGGUUCCUAUCAAGUCUGAUAAUCCCAACGGUUUUCAUCUACGGUGCUGCCCGUCUCGCUGAACAUGGCAUCAUCUACGAUGUCCCGACUUGGGUUCUCGCAUUUGCUUGGAUCGCGUAUUUGCCAUUGACGAUGGCAGUGCGCUCAGUCAUCACAUGGGUGCAAGAAGAACGCGACAUUCGCCGCCUCGGUGCAGUCCCCAUUCCAGCGAUCAAGGGCCGACUACCAGGGAACAUGGAUGUUGUGGCAAGACUGAAGACCAGGACGACGCAUGAACGGAUUGAAUCGCUGCAGCAAGAACAUGGCAUCAUAUUCAAUACGAGGCUCAUGGCACAGAACAGGAUCUUCACCGCUGACCCGAAUCACAUCAAGAGCAUUCUGGCGACAGACUUCAAUAUUUGGGAGAAAGGACAUAAGUUCAGAGCAGAUAUGGCCUCCGUGCUUGGAUCUGGCGUCGUCGAUGGUGUUUGGAAUAACUCACUGUCCCUUGUACGCAGGUUCCACCGCUCCAUGACCCGACCAUUCUUUGCCCGAGACCGCAUCACCGAUUUCGAGAUCUUCGCUCGCCACGCAGACGAAGCGAUUGCUGUGAUACGUGCAAGGCAGGGCAACCCGAUCGACUUCCAGGAUGUCUUGCAACGCUUUACUCUCGACUCUUCUACGGAGUUUCUGCUGGGCAAAUGCGUCAACUCUCUCCACGCCCUGCUACCCGCGUCGUAUGGGAAAAUAGAGAUAGCUUCUCUCACAGCGGAGGCUUUUGGGCCGGCUUUGAACAGAAUGGCGGCAUGGCCGCUGUUUGAGAUACUCGAGGACAAGACGACACACCCUAAGCUCAUCGCGGAUGAGGUUCUGAACAUCCUCAUAGCAGGCCGUGACACUACAUCUACAACACUUACAUUCCUCGUCUACCUCCUUUCAGUGCAUCCUCACGUGCUAGUUCGCCUGCGGGAGGAGAUUCUCUCUCGCGUCGGUCCCUCUCGCUAUCCGGACUUCGAGGAUAUGCGUGAAAUGAAAUACACCCGUGCUGUUAUUAACGAGACGAUGCGCCUCUUCCCUGCCGUCCCUGUGAACAUCAGGUCGAAUGUACGAGCAACUACCCUACCUUCCAAUGUGCCUGGAGGCAAACCGUACUAUGUUCCUGCGAACAGCGAGGUCGCCUACUUCGUGGUGGCGAUGCAGAGGAGCAAGGACGUAUGGGGUCCCGACGCUGAUGAGUUCGAUCCUAGUCGGUUCCUGGAUGAACGGCUCCAGAAGUAUGUGCUGUCCAACCCAUUCAACUUCGUCCCCUUCAAUGCCGGACCGCGCAUAUGCCUAGGGCAGCAGCUCGCACUCGACGCCCAGCCCGCUGAGGCAAAGCCCCCGGUCAAGUGGGCAAGCGGUAGUGGGAAGGCAAUCGAGAAACUCAUUCCGAAGAGCGCUCUGACACUAUACGUAAAGGGCGGCUUGUGGAUGAGGUUUGAAGAAGCUACGGCCGAAGCAUGA